This is a messenger RNA of Knipowitschia caucasica, 1521 nucleotides long. The record is from the annotation of a GenBank genome assembly. NCBI's taxonomy places the organism in Eukaryota, Metazoa, Chordata, Actinopteri, Gobiiformes, Gobiidae.
AUGAGCAGGACCAGCAUCAGCAGCACCAGCCUGAUCAGCAGUGUGGACAGGAGCUGUGUGGACAGGAGCUGUGUGGACAGGAGCUGUGUGGACAGGAGCUGUGUGGACAGGAGCAGUGUGGACAGGAGCUGUGUGGACAGGAGCUGUGUGGACAGGAGCUGUGUGGACAGGAGCUGUGUGGACAGGAGCUGUGUGGACAGGAGCUGUGUGGACAGGAGCUGUGUGGACAGGAGCAGUGUGGACAGGAGCUGUGUGGACAGCUGUGUGGACAGGAGCUGUGUGGACAGGAGCUGUGUGGACAGGAGCUGCGUGGACAGGAGCUGUGUGGACAGGAGCUGUGUGGACAGGAGCUGUGUGGACAGGAGCUGUGUGGACAGGAGCUGUGUGGACAGGAGCUGCGUGGACAGGAGCUGCGUGGACAGGAGCUGUGUGGACAGGAGCUGUGUGGACAGGAGCUGUGUGGACAGGAGCUGUGUGGACAGGAGCUGUGUGGGACAGGAGCUGUGUGGACAGGAGCUGUGUGGACAGGAGCUGUGUGGACAGGAGCUGUGUGGACAGGAGCUGUGUGGACAGGAGCAGUGUGGACAGGAGCUGUGUGGACAGCUGUGUGGACAGGAGCUGUGUGGACAGGAGCUGUGUGGACAGCUGUGUGGACAGGAGCUGUGUGGACAGGAGCUGUGUGGACAGGAGCUGCGUGGACAGGAGCUGUGUGGACAGGAGCUGUGUGGACAGGAGCUGUGUGGACAGGAGCUGUGUGGACAGGAGCUGUGUGGACAGGAGCUGCGUGGACAGGAGCUGCGUGGACAGGAGCUGUGUGGACAGGAGCUGUGUGGACAGGAGCUGUGUGGACAGGAGCUGUGUGGACAGGAGCUGUGUGGACAGGAGCUGUGUGGACAGGAGCUGUGUGGACAGGAGCUGUGUGGACAGGAGCUGUGUGGACAGGAGCUGUGUGGACAGGAGCUGUGUGGACAGGAGCAGUGUGGACAGGAGCUGUGUGGACAGCUGUGUGGACAGGAGCUGUGUGGACAGGAGCUGUGUGGACAGGAGCUGCGUGGACAGGAGCUGUGUGGACAGGAGCUGUGUGGACAGGAGCUGCGUGGACAGCUGUGUGGACAGGAGCUGUGUGGACAGGAGCUGUGUGGACAGGAGCUGCGUGGACAGGAGCUGUGUGGACAGGAGCUGUGUGGACAGGAGCUGCGUGGACAGGAGCUGUGUGGACAGGAGCUGUACUCAAAAUGCAUCGUCUUUGCUCCGGAGCUGAUCCCGUACAGGUUCCUGGGGCCCUUUGGCACCUUCUGCAGGAACCUGGUGGAUAACCACGCAGGGCUCAUGUACAAAGGAUGGUGGGUAGCCUUCGCCAUCCAUGUGCUGGAGGCUCUGUACUCUCUGAAAGUCUGCAGUGACAAAGGCAUCACGGCCCCGACAGCUCAGCUGCUGUGGUUCUUCCAGACCUUCUUGUUUGGAAUCACGUCUCUUGGGAUUCUCCUGAAGUUUGACCCAAGACGUCCCAAACAACAAUAA